Papilio machaon (common yellow swallowtail) is the source of this 3734-nucleotide messenger RNA. RefSeq lists its product as uncharacterized. The transcript has 2 exons. Lineage: Eukaryota; Metazoa; Arthropoda; Insecta; Lepidoptera; Papilionidae. The record is from RefSeq and is a predicted model, not a curated record. The coding region runs from base 99 to 3704 and encodes 1201 amino acids.
CUCAAAUAAAGAAUAAUACUCGGUCUCGGUCCUAGUGUUUUGGGUAGUGUUUGUAGUUGUAGUGUUGGUUGUCACAAGCAAAACAUAACAAAGCACAGAUGUCUUCAACAAUACCGAUAAAACUCGAGGGAAACAAUCUUGGCGAAAGGCAUCGUCAUUUCAAUUCUCUGGUCCUCGCCGCUCACCAGCAGGGCAAAUGUCUGGCGACAGUCCUCGACUCGCCCGACGUAUCACGCCUUGACACACUCUUUAAAAUCGAGCUCGCGUCCAAACAUCGCAACGUUGAUUACAUUUUAAAAACUCUUCAACAUGAGGACAUGUUGUUUGUUAGUAGAGCUCUAAAGUGUUGUACUUGGCUUCUGGAAUCGGAAUAUCAAGAUGUCAUAAAUCCUGAACAUUUAGAAGGCGAGGUUUACCCGCACAUGAUAACGCCUGCCGUUAACAAGAUGAAGCAGUGGCUGUACAUCCACCUAAGAGAUGCGCAGAGAUGCCGCCAGUUCUACCAGCACUACAGCCGCCGAUACGAUAUCAAAAUCAAAUUCCUCAAGCACUGCGCUCCGGACUUCAUCGAAGACGAACUCUUCAACAUUAUAGACCGCGUCACUCCUAAACAGCUCAAGGUUAUUUGUGAAUAUUGUCCUCGAGCAAUUAAACUAUACUAUGACAACCUCAGCAAGUACACGCAGGCGUACACAGCUUUUUUACAAAACGAGAAGGACUAUUUUGAAUGUACUAAAUACAUCUUGCACUCGGAACCGGAUUCUUAUUUCCAAAUCUUGGAAAAGUAUUACAAUUACGAGAGUUUGGGCGCGCUGUCGCCGACCAUCACGGAAUGCAUCAUGAAGCGACACAAGCAAAGAGUCCUAGAUAAGCCGGAGCUUUACGCGGCCUGGCUGCUCGACAAAACCACUUUGGCCAAACAUCUCCGCACGGACGAAAAUAAAGAUAUAGUCUUAAGGCUAGCGCGUGCCGAGUACCUCAAUAACUACUUCUCUUACAAAUUUGUGGAACCUUUUAUAAAAAGAUUGAAAGUUGACGAGAGAGCAACCUUCAAAAAGAAAGUUUUCGUGGAUAAAGAUAUCGGUGAAAAAGUAGUUAACUGUCCAUACGUCAUGUUCUCGCGGCCGGAGCUCGCGGACACGGACACCGUCUUUGACGAUGAGGAACAUGAUCCCGAAGAUUACAGGUCCUUUGAAAGGACAAAUUUCACCCGUUACCUCAAAAAGAGAAAACGCGGUCGGUACGAAUCGUGCGACAUGAUCUCGGAUUGUUGUUACAAGAUGGAGACACACCGGAUGCGGACACCGCUCGACCAGCUGUUCGACAGAUAUCGAUUCUUCAAUUUCGAGCGAACGAUGUUCGAGCUUCGGAAAAAGCUGGCAGCGGAGAGCUCCGUUCAAAACCGAGAGUUCAUGAUGCUUGUGCUGGUCAGCAAAUGUGGAGACAAUAUGAAGCAUGUGGAGAAACUAAUUCGCUUCUUGGUCGAUCGGCACCACAAUGAGUCUAGCAAUUUACGCGCAGCCGUCGUCCGCAGUUUGGUGGUGCGCGCGCGCGCCUGGCGCCUCCCUGCAGACGCCUGGAGUUUGCUGCUCGACUUUGGGCGCGACCUUGGACUCGAAGGUGCUUCUCCCUUGAUUUGUAAAGAAGGAAUGCAUGCGGCGGUGCUGCGCGCCUUACUUUCGGGUGAGGAUUGCGCUUCGACGCUACGCGAGGCCUUCCUAGAUAAUUUCUCCUCCCUGAUUGAGUACAAGCUAAGCGCGGCAGAAAAAAGUACCGUCGGGGAACGUUUGCCCUCGCUUCUGCUGCAAGCUGCGAUGCAGGCAGGCUCAGAUUCAGCUCUCAAUAGGUUCAAACUUCUGCUCGAUCUCCUAUCGUCACUAAAUAAAAAGCUGACGGAUUGUCCAGAUGCUGUGCUAGCCUUGACGGAGGUCGUACGCCGCCAUCCCUCCGCCGCUGAGGGCCUGCUUCGGCGAAUGUACGAAAUGCGCGUCGCCCGCCGCGAACUGUUUCGCGAAAAUUUCGCUUUGUUUCAAACGAAUGAAUCGUACAUGAACGUUCUGCGCCAUGACGCGUCGCUUCUCAAAUCAACUAAAGAAUUUGAGGACAAGCUGAAAAAGCGCUCGUGUAAUUACGACGGUUUUCUCAAGAAACUGGCUCUGUACUUCGGAGAGGACGAUGGACUGGCGGCGACGUAUAUCGCAGCGGUCUCGAGAGUAAUGGAGGGCGAGCCGCACGUGGGGCUUGCGCGACACCUGGCAAUGCUGCGGGCCGAUCUCCGUCCCAUCAUUAGCGAAUAUAUGAAAGAACCAAAGGGAAGCAUUAAGAGGCGGCUGGCUUCGGCACUGCAGGCUAAUUUCCACCUUAGCGGCGUCGUCGACUUGGACGCAACCUCGUGGCGGGCGCUCGGCGCCAAGCUGGUCGUGCACAGAUUGUUGUCCUGCAAAGCUGUCGACAUCGACAAAUAUAUAGCGCGGUCGCUAGAGUGGCGGCGCACGUUAAGAGUUGCCUUGCUGUUGGCAGAGCGUCGCGGCCGAGCUGCAGAAGUUUACAAGAUAGUUGUCGGCGAGCGACCCGGAACCGCUCUGCGUUCCGCACUCUUGUACUUAAAAAGAAACGAAAGUGACGACUUGAAGACGGAUGUAUGGCGUGCGGUGUUGCCGGCGCUGAGGUCACUGGACCUGGCGCGGGAGCCGCGCCGCUUCCUGCGCCGCGCGCUGCAGGACGCCGAAUUUGUGCCUGCGGACAUACAGGCCGAGUACUGGGUCGCCGUGUUUGACGCCCUACAGAAAGUAUCACAAAAGAAGGCGAUGCCCGUCCUGUGCAGACUUGAGAAUAUGCUUUCCGAAGUGAACAGUGAUGUCGUUAAAAAGGUGAUUGAAGACUUCCUCGAGGAGUUUAAUGUGGAAACCUUAUCGGACGAUGCUUAUUACCAUAUGAAAUGUAACUGUAUGAAAGUCCGCAUCGUGAGCAAGUACCUGCUGCUCGGUGAUGGCGAGGAGCAAGGCGCCAGAAUGGACGAGGUGUGGGUGCCGUUCCGGGACCGCUUCGCUGCUCUGUUGCGGCGAAACACCGAAGGCGCGGGCCGAUAUUUGGACGAAUUUGUUAACUCAUUAAAAUAUAACGGGGCGUUCUUUGAUCCGGGGCUAUCGUGUUUGCCCGUGUUUGAGAGGAUCGUCGCAGAUCUGCGGACAAUUUUGCCGAUGGAAGGUUAUUUCAAAACAUUUGUAAUGCUGCACGCGACAAUGUUGUAUUACAAAUCUAUUCAGUAUUGUAUCAAACAGUAUCCGGCGAAAUUCGACAAUGGGCAGUCGAAAGGAACAGAAGGAGCGACAGUUGUGGGCAAACACUUCGGCAAUUAUGUUGGGAAAGAACUAAAAGAAUUGGUGUCUAGAUAUUUCGAUUCCAUUACGAUACUCUAUCAAAAGAAUUUGAUGACAUUCUUAACAGAUCAUUUACCGUUCAACGAGAGCAGGAAUAAAUUUGUGAGCGCAUUUAUCGGAGGUCUGCUGGAGACGGGCGAGCUCGAGGCUCUGCUGGUGGCCGAGUACCUGCUGGAUAAGGAGGAGGGAGGGUACAACCCUACCCCAGAAAGAAUGGAGCUUGUAAAUAUAUUGAAAAGUUCACAAAAUGAGGAAGUUAAAUUCUUUUUACAUAGUUUUUUGUUAUCUGGUAGCACAGAGACGAUUUGUUAUACUUGUGCAUAAUUUGUAUAAGAAAGAAAGAAAAACAUUUAU